Messenger RNA from Andrographis paniculata, 2206 nucleotides. RefSeq lists its product as uncharacterized. The transcript has 11 exons. Lineage: Eukaryota; Viridiplantae; Streptophyta; Magnoliopsida; Lamiales; Acanthaceae. The record is from RefSeq and is a predicted model, not a curated record. The coding region runs from base 274 to 2001 and encodes 575 amino acids.
AAAAUUCAGAAUGGCGAGAGCAGGGCAGCGGACACUGUAAUUUCGAUGGGGGUUUUGCUCUCCUCGCUCUCCCAUCCCAACGAAGACGAAGCAUUGGUCAUUUCCGUUAUUUAGGACUUUGACACUCCAUUUUUUUCUCGAGCUAACGUCAAUGCAAUUUCCCAAUUUCGAUCCCAUAACCAACUGUGAUUCUCUGAUAGUUGCAGCCUCUGCGCAGCCAAGAAGUUCGAGAAGAAGAAGGAAGAUUUAGAUAGGAAGGAAAAGCCCGAGAACAUGUGCUCUUCUUUGGCAUCUUUUUCACUCUGCUUGCCCUCUAAAAUCCCCUUCUUACUGAACCGCGGUUUCAUAUCCAGUUCUUGGGGCAAUCCCUUGCACAUUAGAGCCAGGAACCCUAGCCGCUAUUCGAUAUCGGCUUCAACUGCUGAGAGCGAUUUAGCUCUUGAUUUAGCUUGGAUUUCUUGGGAUAAAGUUGCCUCUGACGACUUCAACGGGUGGGAUAUAGAGGAAGAAGAUAAUCCCAAACUGGUCAAAAAGAAGGGUUUGAAUGUAUUUGCUGUGAUUGGUUUUGGAGCUUCUGCUGUUGGAAUUAUCGGUUUGCUUGCCUAUUUUGCAUUAUCGAGCAAAGGGAUUCGACUCAGAAGUCCGUGGAAUGGUUUCCAUGGGUUCUCAGAGCCUUCUUAUUCAAGUGAUAAAGAUGACAGCAGAAGUGAAACCAGACCAGAUGUGCCAUUAAAGGCCACCGACGUCCCGACUGAAAACUUGGAUGAUGCACCGGAGGCAUCUGUGAUGACAGAGAAAAUUUUUGAAGCUGAAAAAGAACAAAAGUUUGAGCAUAUUCUAGUUUCGUUUGUUGUUGAUUCGGCUCAGCAGGAAGCUUUCUUGGCAUUACAGAAACUCAAGAUUAUUGAAGAUGACGCCAGCGCUAGUGAAUUGUGUACAAGACGGGAAUAUGCACGGUGGUUAGUGCGGGCAAAUUCACAUCUGGAGAGAAGUAGAAAGCAUCGCAUAAAUUCCCCUGCUGCACUUUCUGGAUCUAUAAUUGCUGCCUUUGAUGAUGUGCCAGCUGAUGAUCCCGAUUUUGAAGCUAUUCAAUCUCUGGCUGAGGCUGGGAUUGUUAGAAGCAAACUGUCGAAUGGAAAUUCUGGUUCAAGUCUAGAUAAAGUAGAAGAACCUGCACAUUUUUCUCCUGAGAGGUUUAUAUCUCGUCAGGAUCUGGUUUGUUGGAAAGCGAAAAUAGAGUAUGAAGUGCCGGAAGUGGAUGGAAAGAUGUCAAGGCGAAACAUUGGUUUUCUGGAUGUGAAGGAGAUUCCCGUAGACAUAUUACCCGAUCUUUAUAUGGACAUCAGGGCCGAUGAAAAGAGUGUCAUCAGAGCAGUUUUCGGACAGAGCAAGCGAUUGCAGCCGAGCAAACCGUGCACGAAGGCUCAGGCUGCUGUUGCACUGACCAGCGGACGAAUGUCAGAGUUCAUACAGGCGGAGAUAUCGAGACUGGAAGCCGAAAUCAUCGCAAGGCAGAGUGAACUAAAGGAGCUGAGGUCUGAGCUCCUCGAGAGAGGCGACAUACGCGAGUAUUGGGAGGGGAAGAUUGAGGAGGAACGAAACCGGGGCGUGAAAGUGGAAGCGGAUUAUAUUUCAGCAGUAAGCGCGCUGGAAGAGGCGAAGAUGUUCCAAGAGAACGCUGCUGUGGAAUUUGCGAGGGAGAAGGCGGCGUUGAAUUGUCAGGAGAAGCUGCUUUUGAAUCUGAAAGGUGAAGUCGAAUCUUUGUCGGAGAAACUUUCUUCUGAGAGCGCGGAGCACAUUGACGAACAGCGCGAGGUGAGCAGCACGCGGCAUGAUUUGCAGGCUAAUUAUGCGAAACUGAUCGAUACUAAGUCGAUACUGGAAGCUGAAAUCGAAGCAAUGCGAAUGCUACGAACUUGGAUGGAGAAGGAGGCAAAAAAUAGCCAAGCUCGGGCGAAAGUCCUCGAGGAGGCCGGGCGGAGGUGGAAAUGGGAUGGCUGAUGUGAUUCGAUAUCUUGGGAUCAGAGGUAUGAUUUUAGAGGUAUUCCUUGUCUGUCUGUGUCGAUUUGAAUUUUCUAGUUUGAGAAAAUUAAGGAAUGUUGGUCUGAUGAAUUGGGGAAAAUUUUUCACACAUAGGCGUCUUCAAAUUGCUAUUCUUCUGUGUGGUUUUUAUGGGCCGACAAUUCAUGGCAUGCAGUUAGUUUCA